Molecule: messenger RNA, 1587 nt
Organism: Lagenorhynchus albirostris (white-beaked dolphin)
Lineage: Eukaryota; Metazoa; Chordata; Mammalia; Artiodactyla; Delphinidae
Gene: ARHGAP15
Product: Rho GTPase activating protein 15
Exons: 14
Coding region: 31-1458 (475 amino acids)
Biological process (GO): signal transduction; regulation of GTPase activity
Cellular component (GO): cytoplasm
Source: RefSeq, a predicted model, not a curated record
UCAGCACUGAGGAAAGGAUAACAUUGUAAUAUGCAGAAGUCUACAAAUUCUGAUACCUCUGUGGAAACACUGAAUCCCACCCGCCAAGGCACUGGAGCUGUGCAAAUGAGAAUCAAAAAUGCCAAUAGCCACCACAGCAGGCUGAGCCAAAGUAAAUCCAUGAUCCUCACCGAUGUUGGGAAGGUCACUGAACCUGUAUCCCGGCACAGAAGGAAUCAUUCACAGCAUGUCUUGAAAGAUGUCAUUCCUCCACUGGAACAACUGAUGGUUGAAAAAGAAGGUUAUCUUCAAAAAGCUAAAAUUGCAGAUGGAGGAAAGAAACUAAGGAAAAACUGGUCUACUUCCUGGAUUGUUCUUUCUAGUCGAAAAAUUGAAUUUUACAAAGAAUCCAAGCAGCAGGCUCUGUCUAAUAUGAAAACUGGGCACAAACCAGAAAGUGUGGAUUUGUGUGGGGCAUAUAUCGAAUGGGCCAAAGAAAAAUCAAGCAGAAAGAAUGUCUUUCAGAUCACAACAGUAUCAGGAACUGAGUUCCUUCUGCAGUCAGAUAUUGACUUCAUCAUAUUGGAUUGGUUCAACGCUAUCAAAAAUGCAAUUGACAGAUUGCCAAAGGAUCCAAGUAGUCCUUCAAGAAACCUGGAAUUAUUUAAAAUUCAGAGAUCCUCCAGUACUGAACUACUAAGUCACUAUGAUAGUGAUAUAAAAGAACAGAAACCAGAGAACAGGAAAUCUUUAAUGUUCAGACUGCAUCAUAGUGCUUCUGAUACAAGCGACAAAAACCGAGUUAAAAGCAGAUUAAAGAAGUUUAUUACCCGAAGACCUUCCCUGAAAACUCUGCAAGAAAAAGGACUUAUUAAAGAUCAAAUUUUUGGCUCUCAUCUGCACACAGUGUGUGAACGUGAAAAUUCCACAGUUCCGCGGUUUGUAAAGCAGUGCAUUGAAGCUGUCGAAAAAAGAGGUCUAGAUGUUGAUGGAAUAUAUCGAGUUAGUGGCAAUCUAGCAACAAUACAGAAGUUAAGAUUUAUUGUCAACCAAGAAGAGAAGCUGAAUUUGGACGACAGCCAGUGGGAGGACAUCCACGUUGUCACUGGAGCACUGAAGAUGUUUUUCCGGGAGCUGCCUGAGCCGCUCUUCCCUUACAGCUUCUUUGAGCGGUUUGUGGAGGCGAUCAAAAAGCAAGACAAUAACACAAGAAUUGAAACUAUAAAGUCUCUUGUACAAAAACUCCCUCCACCAAAUCGUGACACCAUGAAAGUCCUCUUUGGACACCUAACUAAGAUAGUGGCCGAGGCAUCCAAGAACCUCAUGUCCACGCAAAGCCUAGGGAUUGUAUUUGGACCCACCCUUCUGCGAGCUGAAAACGAGACAGGGAACAUGGCGGUGCACAUGGUGUACCAGAACCAGAUCGCCGAGCUCAUGCUGAGCGAGUACAGUAAGAUCUUUGGCUUGGAGGAAGACUGACAGACAAGACGGGUUACUGAGUAUGUUCACAUCUGUCUCGAGGCCUCAUAUUUUUACGUUUCUGUAAACAUAUUUCUGAAAUAUUUUUUUCCAUUCAAGAGACAGAUGCCUCAUUUUGUAAAAACUUAA